UCCCUCGUUCCCGACCCAAAUAGCCGUCUUCGGCGAUCAGGCGAAGCUCAAUAUUGCUUCGCCUCGGGAUGUUCGAUCGUGCCGUUCCUUCCGAGCCUAAUGGAGGCACCGGGAGCUCUUUCACCGCUGCCCCGGUUACCCAGGAUUCGUUCAAACAUCGGCUCCCCGGCGGCGAGACACCGCGGCCAUGGAAUGGAGGCUACGGUAUUGGCAGUGGUGAUCGGAGGUUUUCAUUUUCUCGCAACUGGUCUUUCAAGCCUCAACUCUUGCGGAACAAUUCCAGCAUCGGUAUAAAGCACUUCGAGGACGAGGAGUCAUGGGAAGGACAUGGGAAGGCCGACUUCGCAGGAGGAGGCAAUGUUGGGUGGAAGCGUUCUGUUCUGUAUCAGAUGGCGUCCGUGUUAAUGUCUGUAAGGUCUGGGAAUCGACAGGUGAGGCGGCUUGCACUGUUGAUUUCGCUCAACGUGGCCUACUCUACGGUGGAGUUGAUGAUUGGGCUAAUUACUGGGCGUAUAGGUCUUGUUUCAGAUUCCUUCCACUUGACAUUUGGUUGUGGCCUCCUAACUUUUUCUUUGUUUGCAAUGAUUGCUACUCAGAAAAGGCCUGAUGGAACAUACACCUAUGGGUAUAAGAGGCUGGAAGUUUUAGCCGCUUUUACAAAUGCUGUGUCCCAUUUUGUUGAGCUGGGUAAUAUGACAUCUAUGCCGAAGCUGUUUCUUCUGUUCAUGUCCUUCUCCUUGGCUGUGGAAGCAUUGCAUGCAUUUAUUCAGGAUGAAUCGGAGCACAAGCAUUAUCUGAUUGUUUCUGCUGUUACCAAUCUUUUGGUGAAUUUACUUGGCGUUUGGUUCUUUCGGAGCUAUGCACGUGUUAAUAUUGCUUAUAGGAAGGCUGAAGAUAUGAAUUGCCACUCUAUCUGUCUGCAUGUUCUAGCUGAUUCUAUCAGGAGCGCCGGUUUGAUUCUUGCGUCAUGGUUACUUAGUUUAGGUAUUGAGAAUGCAGAAGUGCUGUGCUUAGGAUUGGUCUCAGCUGCAGUAUUUGUGGUCAUCCUUCCACUUUUUAGAGCUACAGGUGGUGUCUUGCUCCAACAGGUUCCUGCUACUUUGCCUUCUUCCGCCUUCAGCAAAUGCUUGAGACAGGUAAAUGCUCUUGAAGAUGUUUCAGAAGUCACUCAGUCCAGGUUUUGGGAAUUGGUUCCUGGUCAUGCAAUUGGUUCCCUCUCUAUUCUGGUGAAAGAUGGAGAAAAUGAUGAUUCAGCUCUUCAUUAUGUGCAUGAAUUGUAUCAUGAUUUGGGGAUACAAGAUUUAACAGUGCAGACCGAUCCAGUUAGUUCUACCAGCAAGGACUAAUAUGUAAAUUACAUAAUUUGUGAUCUGCACCCUUUUUUUUAUCAUUCAAGUCCCCAUAGUUUGAAGCAAUUAUAAAUAUUUAUAUCAUUAUUAAGUACACAUUGCAGAGACUGUCCAUA
This is a messenger RNA of Phalaenopsis equestris, 1465 nucleotides long. RefSeq names its product metal tolerance protein C2. The transcript is spliced from 11 exons. The record is from RefSeq and is a predicted model, not a curated record. Gene Ontology annotation, biological process: zinc ion transport; transmembrane transport; intracellular zinc ion homeostasis. Gene Ontology annotation, molecular function: zinc ion transmembrane transporter activity. NCBI's taxonomy places the organism in Eukaryota, Viridiplantae, Streptophyta, Magnoliopsida, Asparagales, Orchidaceae. Gene Ontology annotation, cellular component: Golgi apparatus; membrane. Bases 69 to 1346 code for a protein of 425 amino acids.